Molecule: messenger RNA, 2743 nt
Organism: Pelmatolapia mariae (spotted tilapia)
Lineage: Eukaryota; Metazoa; Chordata; Actinopteri; Cichliformes; Cichlidae
Gene: pou4f3
Product: POU class 4 homeobox 3
Exons: 2
Coding region: 108-1163 (351 amino acids)
Biological process (GO): regulation of transcription by RNA polymerase II
Molecular function (GO): DNA-binding transcription factor activity, RNA polymerase II-specific; RNA polymerase II cis-regulatory region sequence-specific DNA binding
Source: RefSeq, a predicted model, not a curated record
AUGUUAACUGUUCAGUCUGGUGAAGGAGAGCAAAGGAGCCGUGUAGCUGUCCGUGCCCCGACUUUCAUGUCAGGGGCCACACUGCUAGCGAGGUGCUUGCAGGGAGGAUGAUGAUGACCAUGAACGGCAAGCAGCACUUCUCCAUGCACCCGGCUCUGCACGAGCCCAAAUAUCCCGGCCUGCACUCAGGCUCGGAGGGCAUGCGCAGAGUCUGUCUGCCCGCCCCACAGCUGCAGGGCAAUAUAUUCGGAGGCUUUGAUGAGAGCCUGCUGGCACGGGCAGAGGCUCUGGCGGCUGCUGACAGCAUUGUCUCUCACGGCAAGAGUCACCCGUUCAAACCAGACGUGACUUACCAUACCAUGAGCAGUGUCCCCUGCACCUCAGCUUCAUCUUCUUCCUCCACUACCGUGCCCAUCUCCCACGUUCCUUCCACCAUCGCCUCUCAUCACCACCACCACCUCGGACAGACCCUGGAGGCCGGAGACCUCCUGGACCACCUCUCCACCAGCCUGGCUGUGACCGGGAUGGGUGCCCCAGAGCCUCCAGGGAUGACCACGCCGGCGCACCACCACCAGCACCCUCAUCACCACCUGCAGACUAUGGGGCAGCUGCACCAGGCGAUGGCCACUAUGGCCCACCCUCACUCCCUGUCCGUGCACGGCGGUAUGGCUUGCGUCAACGACGUAGAGUCGGAUCCCAGGGAGCUGGAAGCCUUUGCCGAGCGGUUCAAACAGAGGAGGAUCAAACUCGGGGUGACCCAGGCGGACGUCGGGUCAGCUCUGGGGAACCUCAAGAUCCCAGGAGUGGGGUCUUUGAGCCAGAGCACCAUCUGCAGGUUCGAGUCCCUCACCUUGUCCCACAACAACAUGAUCGCGCUCAAGCCGGUUCUCCAGGCCUGGCUGGAGGAAGCCGAGGCUGCCUACCGGGAGAAAAGCAGCAAGCCGGACCUUUUCAACGGGAAUGAGAGGAAAAGAAAGCGCACGUCCAUCGCCGCGCCGGAGAAGCGCUCUUUGGAAGCGUACUUUGCCAUUCAGCCCCGACCCUCCUCGGAAAAAAUUGCGGCGAUCGCCGAAAAACUGGACCUGAAAAAGAACGUGGUUCGAGUGUGGUUUUGCAACCAGCGGCAAAAACAGAAACGAAUGAAAUACUCUGCGGUGCACUGAGUUUCACAGAUCAUGAAUAAAAUAGCCUACUACAUUUUUGAUCGAGUGAUUAAUAAUAGCCUAAGUAACCUAACUAACAGGGAUUUUGCAACGUGUCUCAUUUUGGAUUGUUCCCAGAAAGACUUUUACUUCAUCCCCCCUCCCCAUUUCGUGUCACGCACUCUUCAUUGUUGCACUUUUUCGAUUUUGUUAUUAAUACGGGACUGAUAAAUGUGUUAUAGAUCUGUAAGGAGGAUGACUUUGAUGUUGUUUGUCUUGUAUCUUGCACACUCUAAAUGUGGAUUUUUAGGAAAUUCACCCUGACAAUUUGUCACAUUCAGGGAUUAUUAACUCACUUUUUAUAAACCAUUACUUGGAGUUCAUGGAGGCUGAAUUUAUGGGCUGUUUAAAUGUUAAACUGAUGUUAUCUGAAGAGACAGACAGAGUCUUCAGGAAUUCGAGAAGAAAAGAAAAAAUAAGAUUUUGUAAGAUAAUUGGUUGAGACCUGAGUUUGUCCUCCACAUCACUGGCUCAUAUAUACUGAACUAUAUGUCGUUUUCACCGCUUUCUUUUUCACCUCUUUUCUUUUUGAAAACUUCAAUGGAAUGCGUCCUCAAACUUAAAGUGUUCACCUUUUUAAAUCACUAUUUUUCUUGUUAUUUUUCUUUUUUGCGAACUAAUCAGCUCUCUUCGUGAACUGUGUGAAGGUAAUUUACGCACAAGCAACGACUCUUUCACAAGGUAUAUGACACUGUGAGUCUGGCUAUCUUUAAUUAUUUAGAAAUGAAAAUGACACCGUCUUAUAUAUAUAUAUGAGGCACAGACGUGUGGCUUUGGCUGCUGCUAUAUUUUAAUAUUUUGAUGUGAACGUGUUUUGGACCAUUACAGGUGAGCUGUAUAUUUAUCAUAUUGGUGAGAUAUAUUCAGUAUACAGGCCUCCAUCACCUGAUCUAAGUAUUUAUUUUUCCUCACUCUUGAUUUCACUUGGAAAAAACAUGUGUGAAUUUUAAACUUAAUAAAUUAUCGGUUAUUUUUUAAAAUCCCACUGGGGCGACUUUAUUUCUGUGACUUAUGAAACUGCAUUCAUUUUAAUCUUGAAGUUACACCGCAAGAGCCGUUACCGUGACGAACAAAUCGCAGGCCGAAAUCCUCACCAAUGGGCCAUAACUUCAUUGUAAACAGUUUGUUUUUAUGGGACCUCGCCAGACUGUUUUAUUUAUAAAUCCCCAGACCUCUGCUGGAAUUAAAUAUGUAUCGUCGUAUAUGAUAGCCGACAAGGACCAAAGAAAGAGACGGGCCUCCGUUUCUACAGCGAUUUUCACACCGCAGAGCGCUGACUGUGUGUGCCCUCUACACGCUACUUAUCGCCCCUUUCUCUAAUUAGCACGGUUUUAAUUAUGGAUGCCCUCAUGUCACCGUGCAUGGGCUUUGAAAUUAUUAAGUAAUGACGAUGCAAUAUUAAUUAUAUAUUGGUAUAAAACGAAGUAAUGUGGAAGAGUUGGAAGUAGAAGCCUGACUGGGAACUCUGGGAACUCUAGGGAGACACUGGCUGCACCACAGUUUAACGCAGGAAAGAUGGGAAUGGUUUUUAUGAAUUUUUU